Messenger RNA from Racocetra persica, 241 nucleotides. Lineage: Eukaryota; Fungi; Glomeromycota; Glomeromycetes; Diversisporales; Gigasporaceae. The record is from the annotation of a GenBank genome assembly.
AUAAAACUUUCAGUUACAGGAUUCCCACUUACUAGUUUGGUAACAGUUCCUUGGUUCCUUGGUGAAGUUCGAGGCUAUUCAAAAUUAUAUGAUAAUAUUAAUGAUUAUGGAAUAGUUUACGGAAUAUUUUCAAUCAUACUAUUUUUAUUCUUUACCGAUAUGUGUAUUUAUUGGAUUCAUCGAUGGCUACACCUUCCAUUAAUUUAUAAAAUUUUGCACAAGCCUCAUCAUCGUUGGAUUG